AUGCCCCCAAGGGGCCCCAGGGUGACCCACCCUUGGAGCCAGCGGCCUCCCUGGGCGCACCAUUGGACUGGUCAUCCGCGCAGGUCCCUAGCCAGACACCAUCAAGAGUCGCUGCUGUACUUGUACACAGACAGGACCUGGAUGGCCUACAUUUUCUCCCUGUCCCUGGAGUCCCUGAAGUGCUUCUGCAAGAGGAACAACGAGAAGUUGCUGAGUGACAGCCACGGCGUGGAGACCACCGGGAACAUCCUGGCAGAUCCAGCCUUCUUCAAGAUCUUCACGGCCAAGGCCAUCGUGAAGCUGCAGGCUGGGAAGGCCGAGAAGGCCGCACUGUGGCGAGACCUGGUCCACAAGGUCCUGGCGUCCUACAGACAAACCCCUGGACUCACGCCCCGGGUGCUUCCACCCCCAGCCCACCCGGGACCCUCCUCUUCCUCCCGGCUGUUGGGCCCACCUCGGACGUGGACUGCAACUUCGGGCCCGUCGCUCCAGGGCGUGAGCCAGCGGACUCCGCGGGAAACGGCCUUUGCCCCGCGAGCUCUGCCUCCCCUAAAGAGGAGGAACUCGGGCCUGGACGGGGCUGCGGGCCACCGGGCUCCCGACGUUCGCGUCCCGCCUGGGGCCCGCUCAACAGGGGCGGCGCUUCUCGUGGCCCGGGGCAGCCCACGGAGAGCGCCGGCGCGGCACCAGAGGCUCGCCAAGGCGGCGGGGGCCGCAGCUCGGCAGCUUACGUCUCCUUUGCGGGAGGAUGGCGAUGCGGACGCCGUGGGUCCCGGCAGCCCCCCGCUGCUGCUCCGGGCCCUAGCUCAAGGCACGGAGAUGCCAGAGGAAUGCCCGGCUCGGCCUCCACAGUUCUCCGAGGAGACUGAUGCUCAGCUGCCGGCGCAUCGGGAGGGAAAUGUGCCGCUUCCUUGCCGGAACGAAGUUCAGCCGUCGAACCUGCCCCACGUGACUGGGAAGCCUGUGGACAUGGAGCUGACGGUGACAUCGGAGGCCAGCAGGGACACCGCGCCCGCUCCGGCCCCGCUGGAGGCCCCGGCGCCGCCUCCAGAGCGCCCCGAGGAGGCGGAGCCUGCGGCCCAGGAGGAGGCCCCAGCUGAGCCUUCUGUGGAGGCUGGGUCUUCUCCAGCCCAGCAAGAGGCCCCGGCCGAGCCUCCAGUGGAGGCUCGACCUCCCCCCAGUGAGCAGGAGCAGCCUGCCCGGCCAUCUAAGUCUCCCGGGGAGGCCAGCCCAUCUGCCAGCCAGCAGGAGGCCCCGGCUCAGCCUCCAUCGCCUGGCCUGCAAGGCGGCUCAGCUCCAUCCAAAGGGCCACCUGAGGAAUGCCCUCCCCGCCCACAGGAGAGCCCGCUUGCAUCUCAGGAGCCCCCUGGGGCUGUCGAAGCUUCCCCGGCCCAACAGGCAGUCCCUGCUCCGUCUGCAGGGCCCCCUGUGGUGGUGGGACCCUCUCCUACCCAGCAGGCGGCCUGGUCUUCGCCUCCAGAGCUCCUUGAGGGGAUGGGAGCCUCUGCAGGCCAGCAGGGGGCUUCCACUCAGCCUCCGGAGCCCCCGAAGGAGUCCCCGAAGAAGGCCGAACCUCCACGCCAGCAGGCAGUCCCAGCCCAGCCUUUGGACCUGGGGCUCACCAUCACGCCAGCACCCCCUGUGCAGGCUGAGCUGUCAACAGCCCCAACGACGAGAGAGACUUCAAAGCGCCCUGGCCAGGUUCAAACCCAGCAGGCAAACCUGAGUGUGGUCACAGCCCAACAUUUGGAACUUGCUGUAACUGCAGAACCCCCUACAGGGGUUAAACUCUCUCCCCCCAUGCGGGAGACCCCAACUCAGCCGGACCUGGGGCUCGUCGUAACCCCAGAGCCCACUACGGAGGCGGAACAUUCUAAGGCCCCGGAGAAGACUACGCUUGAACGGCCAACCCAGGAUCUGACUCGGCACCCAAUCCUGUCUACAACCAGAGGCCGACCUCUCCACGUGGUGCUCACUCAGGAUGUCACUCAGGUGCAGUCUGAAAGUGGCACCCCAAACAAGGCUUUGGCUGUGACAAAGGAGGAACAGGGCGCCACCACCAGCACCGACAUAUGCAAGCUCUGUGCCUGCAGAGAUGAGACCUUGUCCUGCGCUGAUCUCAGCCCACAGCAGAGGCUCCACCACGUGCCCGUGCUGGAGCCCGGCACCUACAACGGCACCUUCACCACCCUAAAUUUCCGAGGAAAUGCUAUCUCCUCCAUUGAAAAAAAUGCAUGGAGAGCAUACCCCUGGACUGAGAAACUAAUCCUCAGUGAAAACUCCAUAACUGAGUUACGGAAAGAUACUUUUGAAGGCCUGCUGUCUCUGCGAUAUUUAGACUUAUCCUGCAACAAAAUACAAUUUAUCGAAAGAGGGACAUUUGAAGCACUACCAUUCCUGCAGGUCGUCAAUCUGAGCUGCAAUUUACUUACAGAAGUGAGCUUUGGAGCAUUCCAGGCCUGGCACAACAUGCAGUUUUUACAAAAACUGAUUUUAAGUAAGAAUCCACUGAAGACCGUGGAUGAUCCGCACCUUUUUAGAUUACCAGCAUUAAAAUACACGGACGUGGGAGCCACACAAGUCCCAAUGAAAAUAAUUGAGAACUUCCUUAUGAUGACUCCAGAAUUGGAAAAACUGAUCCUGCCCAGCCAUGUGGCCUGCUGCCUCUGUCAGAUAAAAAUUCAGAUCGAAAUGAUCUGUAACACAGUGAAGCUACAUUGUGAGACAUGUCCGACAAGCACUACACAUUGUCUCGAAGAAACAGCAAUAAAAAACACAGAGGGAACCUUCAUGAAGGUGCUGCAAGCCCGGAAGAAGCACAUCAGCACUGAGCUCAUUAUUGAGCCAGAGACACCCUCAGACAAGAGGGUUGUCAAACAGACAGACAUCUUCAGUGAGCAGCUGGACUUCAGUGAUGAAAGCAAUGUCAUCAGUGCACUCAAUUACGUCUGGCCCUAUUUCUCACUGGGUAACCUAGAGGAUAUGGAAUCAACAUUGUCACCAUUCACUGAACUGCUUUUUUCAAAACUUUUUAAUAAAGCUAAACCCCCAUCUUUUUGGAGAAACAAUACAUCCAACAAUCCUUACAGAAAUAGAUUGAGGAGGUAUUAUAUCCUUAAAAAUUGGUUAGGUUCACUAAUGAAAAAAAAAAUGGAGGCAGUCAAAAGGAAAAUAGGAGCUGGUAUGCUGAUGCAGCCUGGCCCCUUAGGAUAUCAAAGUUUUAAACACCAAAACUCUGCAGACCACCUGAAAACUGCCCAGCCACAGGGAACCAGGCUGUCGAAGACUCAGGGUCUUAGGAAAAGGCUGCGGACCGUGGGCGUAAUCAUCAAGGGGCCCAAGGGCAUUAAGAAAAGGCAUCUCAAGGAGACCCUUAAAGAUCAUCUCAUCAGGAGGCAACAGAGCACCCAGCCAUCUGUGGAAGAUGCUGCCAUGGAAAGGAAGCGUGGGAGGCCGGCCCCAAGGGAGCCAGAAUGGUCUCUCAGGGCGCAGAGGCCCCAGAUGCUGGUGGUCCACAGAGCACCCAAGGCCAAGGUGAGUUGGAAGUUCGGGAAGGAAGGCUCAUCUGGUCAACUGAUGGUUGCCAAGAGACCCCCACUCCCUGCAGUCCGGAACCUCAUCAACUUGCCCUCGCGAGGGCUGGCGAACCCUUCCGAGGCCGACUCCACCGUGCCUGCCUUCAAUGCCAUGUCACCCGUCAGACAGACCAAUGACAUGCAGCGGGAGGUCAGCCACCCGGGGCCCGAUCUGCCCCCCAUGCCGCAGAGCUCCACGUACCCGCUGCUCUUGUCCCCAGGGGACCAGUUUGAGAGUGAGCUAAACCAGCAGCUGCAAUUCCUCAUCCCGGACAACAAUGUGCGGAGGCUUGUUUCCCACGUGAUCAGGACCCUAAAGAUGGACUGCUCCGAGAGCCGCGUGCAGCUGCCCUGUGCCAAGCUCAUCUCCCAGAUGGACCUCCUGAUGAAGCUCCUCAGCGAGCAACAGGAGGCGAAGGUGGCCGAGGCGGAGUGGGACACGGAACAAUGGAGGAACAACUACCUCAAAGAGAGCACUGAGGCCCAGAGCGAGCAGAAGGGCCAGGAGUCAGACGAGCUCACUAAAGAAGUUCCAGGAUAUGGCUAUCAUAAAAAACUAAUCGUGGCGAUAUCCGUUACUGUCAUCUUCACAAAAUUUAUUUUAAUCUUGUGUCUCAUUGAGGUAAGGACAACAAUUAACUCAGAUUUCCAGAAUGAAAUGCUGUCUUUCCUGUAGAUUCAGAACCCACAUGCUGAAAAUCAAGGCCACUUUCCCACCUACUGGCACUUGACAAUCCUCUCCAGUCCCCAAGACUAAGGAAAGCUUUGUUC
Messenger RNA from Carlito syrichta (Philippine tarsier), 4346 nucleotides. Its product is annotated as leucine-rich repeat-containing protein 37B-like. NCBI's taxonomy places the organism in Eukaryota, Metazoa, Chordata, Mammalia, Primates, Tarsiidae. Gene Ontology annotation, molecular function: protein binding. The record is from RefSeq and is a predicted model, not a curated record.